GUGGGACAGUCAAAGCGAGUUCAAUUUCCAAGAAAGUGGCCUACGGUGUGCAAGUUCAACUGAUUCUUGGCGCGCAUUCAGUCACCACGAGGCACAUGUAGUUUCCCCUAGUAUCUGGACAUCAUAGUGCAAGAGAAGCCGUGUUUUCUACCCGAGUCUGCUGGACGCCGAGAGCACCAUUUAAAUAAUUAAUGCCAUAAAUAUUUACCAACACACACAGUCCACAGUACAUUACCGAGCGCUGGGAACUUCAACGUGCAAACAUGACCAACCAAGGAGGAGUUACCUUUGGCUUUAUUUCAGAUCAACAUCCUAUCAUCAACGACAUGGUGAACAGCAUCAAGAAAAUGGUGGCAGCUCAUUCGGUGCAAAAAUGUUUUUUGGUAAAUAACACGUUCGCCGCGAGGCCCGAUGUACCCAACAUAAUGGUGUCAUUGAAUUGUCCCGUGAAUGAGAGGAAGAUUAAAGUGCCGUGUCGCGGCUUAGCCUGCACACACUUUCUGUGCUUCGAUGCGGCAGCUUAUCUGGUGAAGAGCCUGUGUGAAAAUCGCUGGACAUGUCCACUGUGCCACAAGUGGACACCAUUCCACGAACUCUGUAUCGAUGGAUAUUUUCUGCACGUUCUACAGUCUGGUCUGCUGGAGCAACUCGACUUUGAGAUAAAGGUGCACAGGAAUGGCGCAUGGAGUGUGCCAGGUCGCGAGUACCAAAGCAUUUCGUACAUAAGUGCCUAAGAUAUCUGAAGAUCAUUUCAGAAGAUCAGCGUCACAAAAUGGAUAAAUAAGAAUAUUUGCAGAAAGU
Messenger RNA from Drosophila guanche, 801 nucleotides. RefSeq names its product E3 SUMO-protein ligase PIAS2-like. Lineage: Eukaryota; Metazoa; Arthropoda; Insecta; Diptera; Drosophilidae. The record is from RefSeq and is a predicted model, not a curated record. Bases 264 to 734 code for a protein of 156 amino acids. Gene Ontology annotation, biological process: protein sumoylation; regulation of transcription by RNA polymerase II. The transcript is spliced from 3 exons. Gene Ontology annotation, molecular function: transcription coregulator activity; zinc ion binding; SUMO ligase activity.